Molecule: messenger RNA, 1713 nt
Organism: Pseudocercospora fijiensis CIRAD86
Lineage: Eukaryota; Fungi; Ascomycota; Dothideomycetes; Mycosphaerellales; Mycosphaerellaceae
Exons: 4
Coding region: 1-1713 (570 amino acids)
Molecular function (GO): oxidoreductase activity, acting on paired donors, with incorporation or reduction of molecular oxygen; iron ion binding; heme binding
Source: RefSeq, a predicted model, not a curated record
AUGCAGACUCUAACGAUUGUUGCUGCACUCGUUGCUUUUAUAGGCUUUGCGUUCUUCAGUCUGCUGAAUGCAGCCCGGUCAUCACAUCCUUGGAAGACAAAGGCAUCUGAGCCACCUGGACCUGCUCUUGUGCCAUGGAUUGGCCGAAUUCACGAUCUGCCCAUCCAACUGAUGUGGCUCAAGUUCAAAGAAUGGGCUGACCAAUAUGGACCUAUCUACCGCACGAAGAUGUUAGGCGCGACCUUCAUUAUCAUCAGCGACGAGAAGAUCGCAGAAGACCUUCUCGUCAAACGCGCAAAGGUCUUCUCCGAUCGGCCUGAGAUGAAGUCACUCUUCGAUUCAAAAAGCACAACUGGAACGAUGGAGUAUUUACCCUUGAUGGGCAAGAAUGAGUACUGGGCUCGCCAGCGGAAGUUCACACAUUCUUACUUGACCGAAGCAACUAACGCUCGUUAUUACGGAAUCAUGAAUCACGAGACCAAGCGCUGGCUCAAGCGACUCCUAGACGACCCGGACAACUUCGGCUUUCAACUCGAAGACAUGGCUUCUAAGGUCAUGUGCCAACUGACAUGGGACGAUGACAGUCUUUCAGAGGCCAUGACUCCCAGCGCUUGGGGCUUGCUCACGCAGAUGAGCCCAGCAGGACCGAUCACCAACGUCAUCACACCUCUCUGGGACUACCUACCAGAAACAAUCAAUCCUUGGAAGAGAACGGAACGCAAGAGACACGAUGAGCAGCAGCGAUGGUGGAUGGACAACCUUGUUAACGUCCGAACGAAGCUUGCCAAAGGUCUUGCUCGCCCGUCCUUCACGCGAACGUACCUCGAAGGUCUUCAGAAUGGAAAGACUGGAGGCCUGUCCGGCGACUACGAAGCAUCUUCUGCGAUUGGCAUGAUGGCACUCGUCGGCGUCUUCACUGUCGCAGGACCGUUGUACUACUUUUUGCUUGCUAUGGUCUACCACCCCGAAUGGCAGCGAAAGUGCCAGAGAGAGAUCGACGAGGUUUGCAAAGGACAGAUGCCCGACAUCUCGGAUAUGCCAAAUCUGCCAGUCCUUCGCGCUUGCAUCAAGGAGACAAUGCGCUGGCGACCGAACGUCCCAACUGGCGUUGCGCACGAAGCAGAGGCGGACGACUUCUAUGAGGGUUGGCUAAUUCCCAAGGGCGCCCGUAUCCUGCCUCUUGAUUUCGCAUUCAUGCGCAACCCCGAGAAAUACCCAGAUCCAGAAGCCUACAGACCAGAGCGAUGGCUCGAAGCUGGCUGGCCCACAUUUAAAGAACCGUUGACCCAAUACCCCACAAUCAUGGGCAUGAGCUCUUUUGGAUACGGUCAAAGACAAUGUCUUGGUCAAUCCGUGACGCGCGAUGAGACUUUGGUUGCAUGCGGAGGUCUUCUUUGGGGCUACAAUCUCAAGAAGAAACUCGACAGCAACGGCAUUGAAAUAAACCCUCCGCUCGACAAGAGCAAUUCGCUCCUCAUCGUCAAACCCGACCCUUUCGAAAUGGCUUUCGAACCACGAAGCGACAGCCGACGAGACGAGAUCCUUCAGAACUGGAAGAAAACCGACCUUGAAGACAGGACCGCGCGCGCCGCCUUCAUCUCCAAAGCAACGGAGUCGGAAAAAGCUUCGGCGGUGCCUUGUCGCGUAGAUUCUAUGGAUCCUGCGAAUGACUACUUCAAGGUCCAACACGCCACAGUCGCGGCCACGGCUUGA